GAAGCGGAUGUUGUUGUCGUGAUCAUCGUAGCAGCAUCCGGAAUUGAGAGCUGCCUAGCUUGACCAAACUGCUGCUAACGGUGAAAUGAUCCACUUCACACCUGGAAGAACAGCGCGGCGGUAGCGAAUGGGCCUGAUACUCAACAAUGGCCGCGGUUUUUGUCGAUUCGUGUCGUGUUCUUAGUCUGUCCGUGGGCAUCAGCUCGACCAGUUAGCACGGCGGGCUAACUGGCCGAUUAAAUACUGACAAGUGCUCUCAAGAGGUGACGGGGGAGGAAACCUGUGGUAAGAAGAGAAAAUCAUUAACUUUAUACGUAACGUGAUUUUCUCUUCUCAUACCAGGCUGAUAACUGGAACUAGUGUGAUCGGGAACUUCUUUAUGAGGAUUGUUGUCUUUGUUGGCUUCUGGUUUUAAAUGUCUGUAGGUGGUAGAUGUAGUCAAUGACCCGAUGACACAACAGACAAGAUAACGCGACGCUGCUCUGCUUUGGUUUUAUAGUUUGACUGCGGGCUCUUGUUAACGGAAGUCUCCCCUGGUCCGUGAAGUCUACAAGAAGAGAAUAUGGAUAUCUUAAUGAUCAUGUUUACAUAGCUGAUGAGUGAUUGCACCUGCACCUAACCGGUCUGCUCUGGUUAUAUGGGUGAUUCGUGUUUUGAAUGUGAACGUGUGACAUGUCCUGUGUCGUGGAUAAGGUCCGGGUGACAGCGUGGAAAAGCAAACAGGUGUGACAGAACAUCCUGGGUAACAUCCCAGUAACUUCAUUUGUACGUACUUACAUUUACAUAUUAUCUGCUUACUUGAAUUCAACAUUCCUUUAGAGAAUAUUCAAUUGUGAUUUGGAUUAAUGGUGCACAUACAUAGUCCUGUUUAUUUUAUGUCGGCUGAGAAACAGGUAGAUCCUAACUGACAAAAUGUGUACUUGUUCUUCUUGGAUUGUUUUGUAAGCUCUGUAGAUGGAUUAUAGCUUAAAUGGGUUGCCGUAGGUGAGUUCUUUUGGUGUAACAUUAGUGCUGUAUGGUUACGGUGGUCAGUGGUAAAUGUAUAAGACAUUUAGAGAAAAAGGGAUUUUUCCUAUCUUUCCGAUAUUGUGAUUUCAAUUUGUGAUUUUCUUUACAAUACAAACGUCACUUCAAUAUUCAGUGCAUUAUACAUUGAAAAAGGUGGUGAGGCAUUAAUGCAAGGCAUCUAAAAAUAGACUCUUUUCACUAAGGCAAAGAAGUGAAACUCGUUUCCAACAUGUUAUUUUUGUUUAAGCUGAUGUAGAGCACAGAACAUUUUAAUUGCAGCCAGUGCUAUAGGCUAAUUGCUCAGCCCUAGUAAUGAGUGGGUAUUAGCGCAGUGACUGACUGAGAACCAAGUAGUUGUAUGCUGUGACCUUGUCUACCUACCACAAUGCCACCGGUACUGUUCUUACUGAUGCUGUCCGGAGCGAUGUUCACUCUUGGACAGUCCAUGACUCGGGAGGAGAAGCAACAGUUGAGGAACCAAGUUGUUGAGAUGUUUGACCACGCAUAUCAAAACUAUAUGGACCAUGCAUACCCGGCAGAUGAGCUGAUGCCUCUGACGUGCAGAGGAAGAGUACGUGGGCUUGAACCCAGUCGAGGUGACGUAGACGACGCUUUGGGAAAGUUCUCACUGACCCUAAUUGAUACUCUGGAUACUCUGGUGCUUUUAAAUAAGACGACAGAGUUUGAGGCUGCAGUGAGGAGAGUCCUGUCGGACGUGAGGCUGGAUAAUGACAUUGUUGUGUCAGUCUUUGAAACCAACAUUCGAGUCCUUGGAGGUUUGUUAGGAGGCCACUCCAUGGCUGUGAUGCUGAAGGAAGGAGGUCAGAGCAUGCAGUGGUACCAGGAUGAGCUCCUGCAUAUGGCCAAAGACAUGGGUCUUCGACUGCUGCCGGCCUUCAACACCAGCAGUGGCCUGCCAUAUCCUCGGGUGAAUUUGAAAUACGGUGUGAGGGGUCCUGAGACUAGAACGGGCACAGAGACGGAGACUUGCACUGCGUGUGCAGGAACCAUGAUCCUUGAGUUUGCUGCCUUAAGUCGAUUUACUGGGGACCCAGUGUUUGAGGCCCAUGCUCGUAGAGCCAUGGACUUCCUGUGGGAGAAGAGACAGCGGAACAGUAACCUGGUUGGGACCACCAUCAACAUACAUAAUGGAGAGUGGGUCAGACGAGACAGUGGAGUCGGAGCGGGAAUUGACUCGUACUAUGAAUACCUGCUAAAGGCCUACGUCCUCUUGGGAGAUGACCUCUUUCUGCAGCGGUUCAAUAUCCACUAUGCAUCUAUAAUGAAGUACAUCAGCCAGCCUCCUCUGCUUCUGGAUGUCCACAUUCACAAACCUCUGCUUCCUGCUCGGACCUGGAUGGACUCUCUGCUGGCCUUCUUCCCUGGACUGCAGGUGCUGAAAGGAGAUAUCCGUCCUGCGAUCGAGACCCAUGAGAUGUUGUAUCAAGUUACCAAGAAGCACAACUUCCUCCCAGAGGCUUUCACUACUGAUUUCAGGGUCCACUGGGCCCAACAUCCCCUGAGACCUGAGUUUGCAGAGAGCACCUACUUCCUAUACAAGGCCACAGGAGACUCUUAUUACCUGGAGGCAGGGCGCACCAUCCUGGACAACCUCAAUCGCUUUGCUCGUGUUCCCUGCGGCUUUGCUGCAAUGAAGGACGUGCGCACAGGCAGCCACGAGGAUCGGUGAGAAAACAAGAGCUCAAGAUCAUUUAU
Messenger RNA from Solea senegalensis (Senegalese sole), 2724 nucleotides. RefSeq names its product ER degradation-enhancing alpha-mannosidase-like protein 3. Gene Ontology annotation, biological process: endoplasmic reticulum mannose trimming; mannose trimming involved in glycoprotein ERAD pathway; carbohydrate metabolic process. Gene Ontology annotation, molecular function: calcium ion binding; mannosyl-oligosaccharide 1,2-alpha-mannosidase activity. The transcript is spliced from 13 exons. Gene Ontology annotation, cellular component: membrane; endoplasmic reticulum. The coding region runs from base 1394 to 2698 and encodes 434 amino acids. Lineage: Eukaryota; Metazoa; Chordata; Actinopteri; Pleuronectiformes; Soleidae. The record is from RefSeq and is a predicted model, not a curated record.